AAACUGUGCUGUGUCUGUGUGUGUGUGUGUGUUGUAGUCUGUUCUGUAUCUGUGCGUUUGUUAUCGGUUUCGGUGACGACAAAGCCAAAGAAAGCUGAAGUAAGUCCAGAAGUGUUGGAUUAAUAAAAUAUUUAUCAUGUUCCGAAACCAAUAUGACAGUGAUGUCACGGUAUGGAGUCCACAGGGUCGUUUGCAUCAAGUUGAAUAUGCCAUGGAGGCAGUUAAACUUGGUUCUGCUACAGUAGGGUUGAAAAACAAGACCCAUGCUUUAAUAAUAGCAUUAAAGAGAGCAACAUCUGAACUUUCAGCUCACCAGAAAAAAAUUAUCCCAAUAGAUAGUCAUAUUGGAGUCAGUAUUGCUGGCCUGACAGCAGAUGCACGUGUUUUGAGCCGCUACAUGCGCACAGAGUGUUUGAACUACAAAUACAGCCAUGAUGAUUUAAUGCCUGUAUCUCGCCUUCUUGCCAAUGUGGGGAACAAGAUGCAAGUGUGUACUCAGCGGUACGACCGCCGACCAUUUGGGGUGGGACUUUUGGUUGCUGGCUAUGAUGAUCAAGGACCUCAUAUCUACCAGACUUGUCCAUCAGCAAACUUCUUUGACUGCAAGGCAAUGGCUAUCGGGUCUCGUUCUCAGAGUGCUCGCACCUACCUUGAGAAGAAUCUAGACAAGUUCCCUGGAUGUGACACAGAAGAACUGCUCAAACAUGGCCUACGCGCUCUUCGGGACACUCUGCCUAAUGAAGUUGAUCUGAACACAAAGAACGUUGCUAUUGCCCUGGUUGGAGAGAAAACACCUCUUAGAAUCUUUGAUGAGGAGGAAACUGGCCGAUACCUGGCUCUCAUCGAGGGAGAGGAGCGACGUGGUGGUGCCCCCGCUGACGACCCCCCUGCUCCUCCUCCGGGCCCCCCUGAUGCGGGGGAAGAGUCCCAGGAUCCCCGGGUAUCUGUAGCCAUGGACACAGAAUAGAUGCCUUCUCUAAUCCUUUCCCCUACCUGGAGAUCCUAAACCACAAGUUUUGGCCGUGGUUGCAGAUAGCUGAAUUUUUGGUCAUUUUCAACAAUAAUUUAUUCUAUCAUUGUUUAUUGUGUUUCUAAUAAUUUUUAUUUGCAACCACGGCCAAAAUAAACAAUAUUUGCAUAUGCAUUUUAAAUUAAUAAAAUUGAUUUUUUG
This is a messenger RNA of Macrosteles quadrilineatus (aster leafhopper), 1171 nucleotides long. RefSeq names its product proteasome subunit alpha type-1-like. Gene Ontology annotation, biological process: ubiquitin-dependent protein catabolic process. NCBI's taxonomy places the organism in Eukaryota, Metazoa, Arthropoda, Insecta, Hemiptera, Cicadellidae. The transcript is spliced from 5 exons. The record is from RefSeq and is a predicted model, not a curated record. Gene Ontology annotation, cellular component: proteasome core complex, alpha-subunit complex; proteasome core complex; nucleus. Bases 137 to 967 code for a protein of 276 amino acids.